CAAAGACAAUAUAUUCAGAUACAGCAUGCAAGGUUUUGGGAAUUAAAUAGUGAAUGUGGCGUCCACACUGAGCGCGAGCUCCUACAGACUUUUCUCCUCUCGCGGCACUGGCUUGCGUACGCGCGUGACCCAGAGCGCGCACUGUCAGGGAAACAGACUAUUAGUCUGGGCAAUGUGACUGAAUAUACAUUUGGGGGUUUUUUUUGUAUCAAUAAAACCACUUUGUGGGUGGGUUACGGAUCUACUCGCGUCAAAGACGACAAGCUAACUAAAAUGACGGAAUCUGACAGAUUAAACAUUGAUUCAAUUAUCCAGCGCCUUUUGGAAGUCAAGGGCUCUAGACCUGGUAAAAAUGUUCAGCUAACGGAGAAUGAGAUUCGUGGCCUCUGCCUGAAAUCCCGGGAGAUUUUCCUUAGUCAGCCAAUUCUACUUGAACUGGAAGCUCCAUUAAAGAUUUGUGGUGACGUGCAUGGUCAGUACUAUGAUCUGCUAAGGCUGUUUGAGUAUGGAGGCUAUCCACCAGAAAGCAACUACCUUUUCUUGGGAGACUAUGUGGACAGGGGGAAGCAGUCCUUAGAGACUAUUUGCCUUCUUUUGGCUUACAAGAUCAAAUAUCCAGAGAAUUUUUUUCUUCUUAGAGGAAACCACGAGUGUGCCUCCAUUAACAGGAUAUAUGGUUUUUAUGAUGAGUGUAAGAGGCGGUAUAACAUCAAGCUCUGGAAAACAUUUACAGACUGUUUCAACUGUUUACCAGUGGCAGCAAUUGUUGAUGAGAAGAUUUUCUGUUGCCAUGGGGGCCUCUCUCCAGACCUGCAGUCCAUGGAGCAGGUGCGUCGUGUGAUGCGGCCCACAGACGUACCCGACCAGGGCCUUCUGUGUGACCUGCUGUGGGCUGACCCUGAUAAGGACGUACUGGGCUGGGGCGAAAACGACCGCGGCGUCUCCUUCACCUUCGGCUCAGAUGUGGUGGCCAAGUUCUUGCACAAGCAUGACAUGGACCUCAUCUGUAGAGCACACCAGGUGGUGGAGGACGGCUACGAGUUCUUUGCCAAACGUCAGCUUGUCACUCUGUUCUCGGCGCCGAACUACUGCGGAGAGUUUGACAACGCUGGGGCCAUGAUGAGUGUGGACGAGACGCUCAUGUGCUCCUUCCAGAUCCUUAAACCAGCUGAUAAGAAGCUGAUGACGUAUGGGGGUGCAGGGGGUUUUGGAACUGGGCGACCUGUCACCCCACCACGGAAUGCUGCCAAGGGGGCCAAAGCCAAGAAAUAGCCCUGCCUCUCCACCACACACGCCCUUUCUCUUCACCAUGCUACCUCUGGUCCUCCUGUCUUCACCAUGGAACUCUUAGCAGUGCCUGUGACCCCCCCCCCCCCCCCCCCCCCCCCCCCCCCCCCCCCCGGUUUUGUUUGUUUUAAUUGACCAAUUGAGUGCUAGUCAGAAGCGGUGUGUCUGUGGGUGUCUACACUGGUGUAGUCUCACUUUAUUGUGAAUUGUUGGGUUUAGGGCAUGGGGUGAUUUUUUUUUUUUUGUAUUAUCCCAUCACCACUUUCUAUAACUGAACUGAUUAACUUCCUUGUUAUAGAUGUAUGAUUAAUACAUGUGUAUCCCACAGUAGGGAUCUUUUUAUUGGACCUAAGUGAAGUAUUUCUCUUCAAGCUCAAGCCUCAGGGUCCAGGAGUUUAUUCCCCAGACAGGGGAGAGCUGAACGCACACACCUUUAGCUCCUAAAGCAAUCAGAGUAGAUGAGUGUGUGCAUGUUUGUAUGUCUGUCAAACAAUUAUUUUAUCACUGCCGCUGUCUAAUGGGUGGGUAUCUGUGAAUGCGUUUUCAGUCCUCAUUCCUCUAGUUUAGGCCUUAGCAUUUAUCCUACCUAAGCCACUUCCUUCUUUCGCGUGUGUGAUGCGUGCGUGUGUGUGCUCGCGUGUGUGUGUGUGUGUGUGUGUGUGUGUGUGUGUGUGUGUGUGUGUGUGUGUGUUGCUGCCGCCACUCCAGCACAUGUCCAAAAGUACCAAAUGUUCUUGCAGUUGUUUUUCUCAUCUUAAUAUCCUCCCCUCCCUGCCCACAGAUGGUGUGAGUGGCUUUAGUGUGUAACUAUAGUUGAAAAUCUUUCUUUCCUUUGACAUCAGAGGGGUAGGUUUGUACAGCAUACUACUUGAAUAAGAAACUUUUUUUUUUUGGUAGUCCUUCAGAAACUCCAAUAAAAUUCCCAUCCAAAACUGA
Electrophorus electricus (electric eel) is the source of this 2223-nucleotide messenger RNA. RefSeq names its product protein phosphatase 1, catalytic subunit, alpha isozyme b (gene ppp1cab). Gene Ontology annotation, molecular function: protein serine/threonine phosphatase activity. Gene Ontology annotation, cellular component: nucleus; cytoplasm. NCBI's taxonomy places the organism in Eukaryota, Metazoa, Chordata, Actinopteri, Gymnotiformes, Gymnotidae. The record is from RefSeq and is a predicted model, not a curated record.